Messenger RNA from Spodoptera frugiperda (fall armyworm), 1052 nucleotides. Its product is annotated as spherulin-2A-like. Lineage: Eukaryota; Metazoa; Arthropoda; Insecta; Lepidoptera; Noctuidae. The transcript has a single exon. The coding region runs from base 154 to 1023 and encodes 289 amino acids. The record is from RefSeq and is a predicted model, not a curated record.
UUCAAUAACAUCUAAACGUAGAGUUAGGUUACGUCCGUUUAUCACUUCCUCAGUGACGAAAAACUGAAGUUCAGAAAGGUCAAUAAUAAAAUCAACAAAUUAGUCAGUAUCAAUACAAAAUUUAGAAGAACCAGUAGUUUAUAAGUUAUAAAAAUGGACUUUAAAGUUGUAGUGUUGGUGCUUCUAAUAAAAGUAGUGACUGGACAUAUUGAAAUCGAUAUAAAGGUAGAUGAAGACGAGAAAGUUAGUAUUAAGCAUUCAGGAUCGGAGAUAAAUUUAAUAUCGGAUAAUGACAUCAAUGUCUUCAAAGUACAGAGAUUACAUAAUGCUGUAAAACAGCAUUUAGGGAAGGAACCUAAAGAUGUUUACUUACGCAGUCCAACGCCUUGGGGAGAUCUAUACAAAACAUAUGGGUGGCAGCCAGUAAGGCGAGUCCUAUCGAUAAAAUCAGCCAGAGUAACGCGCCUGACUAUGGACCCAGUGAUAGUGCUAUCACACGACUUCGAAAAUCUAUCGAAUCAGACGGUAAAAGUGAACACAGGGAUCACACAGACUGUGGAAAAUACUCUCACAACAUCUUGGACUAAGGAAAAGGAAUACACUGUUUCUCAAGAGAUUGAAUACGAGUUUAACGUUGGAUUUUCAAAAGUUAAUGGUGUGACUGGGUUUUCGUUUACUAAUAAGUGGGGGGUUAGUGAGGAGAAGAGUCAAACCCAAACUAUUGGUUCAAGUAGUGGAAUGGAAACGGAACUGAAGCCUGGACAAGCUGUAACAGCUGUAUUAUCAGCGGAGGCAGGGUUUUUGGAAAUAGAAGUCACUCAUAAAGCCAGCUUAGUUGGAAAUCUGGCUUUAAAUUACAAAAAGGCUUACAGAGGUCAUCAUUUCUGGGGUCCAUUGAUCCAGGAUGUUAUGAAGACUGGAAAUUUGGACAAUGAGAAGACCAGUACAGAGAGAAUCAAGUUUGGUUUCCAUGUGCACGGCUUUUUGAAGGUUUAUGACAAGAAGACUGGAUUGCCUGUAUGAGUUUAAUAAGAUUUUAGUAUAAUAUUAAA